Messenger RNA from Micropterus dolomieu (smallmouth bass), 2896 nucleotides. It is a transcript of the gene tmem200a, whose product is annotated as transmembrane protein 200A. Lineage: Eukaryota; Metazoa; Chordata; Actinopteri; Centrarchiformes; Centrarchidae. The transcript has 6 exons. The coding region runs from base 798 to 2519 and encodes 573 amino acids. The record is from RefSeq and is a predicted model, not a curated record.
UCUCCGCAUCAGAGGACUAAAAGCACGCUUUUACUCUCCGCUUUACCCUGCUCGACGCUUUUUCUUAAAAAUGUAACAACUUGCUGCUGAGAUUUUCUAACAAGAGUUGUAUUUUUUUUCAAAGGUUAAAUCAAGUUUUUGGACGCAAAUAUCGGGAAAUCGAGUUUUACGCAUUACAGCCAAGAAGGACCUCACAUCAGCCGCUUUUGUCUUUCCCCCAAUGAAACAAGGAGUAUUUUUCCAGCUGAGGAAUUACAACCUGAGCGUUUACGACUUUAAAUAGGCGGAAUGUGUUGAAGGAUUUUCCUGCAGUCGUAAAAAGGAGCGUGUUUCGCCGCCCUCAUUGUUCUGAGCGCGCGUUCUCUCCAUAUGGCGUAAAACGUGUUCCGCGCUGAAGAAAGUCGUCAAGCAGACACGUCGAAAGCUCGCAAACCCAACUUGACACGGGCAAACUUUAAUAAUGGCGUUGCCUGGUCCCCAUUAAAGACCUUGCAUGUGAGUAAAGACCGUGCUGCUGUUUUCCAGACCCUGCAGGGAGCUUUAACUGUCUCCUGUAAUCUACAUUUUCUCCGGAAUUGCUUUUCAUUGGAAGUAGUCUUCAAAGUAGAAGAUGGCUUUUUACUUCCCACCAGUUUACAGCCUAAUCCCCCUCCUUGCCUAAUGGCACAGUGACCGUGAAAACUCGGCUUUUUGCAAAGGACUUGGUCUCUUGAGUCAAAGUCCUGGGUUUACUUGACGCAUCCAUCCACCCCACCAUCCUCCUGACUUCUUCUGCCACCACAGGGUCGAGACAAAAAAUGUUAAGUAUGACUGCAGCAGCAGGUGUUCUAACAGGCUUGGCUAAGCUUAAACGGCAAGACUCUGCCCGUUCUCAGCACCGGCCCAUACCACCUACAUCGCCAGGCCUGGGAAACCCCAACCCAGAGGCUGCCCCCAGAAAGCGUAAAAGACGCACCGAUGUUGUGGUAGUACGAGGAAAGCUCCGCCUCUACUCUGCCUCCGGGUUUUUUCUCCUUCUCGGACUGGUCAUCUUGGCCAUCGGUAUCGGCAUGGCAACACUGGGUUACUGGCCGCACAGUGAAACCAUGCCCUCUGGCCCACCGGCCAAAUUGGCGACUGGAGGAGGAUCUAAGAUAGCAACUGCCGGAGGAGCUAAAACAUCUUCCACAGGUGAAGGAAAUGGAGCCAAGAUGGCCGUCACAGAGGAGGACGUGGCUAACUCCAGCACGAGUCACAAUGUGCAAGGUACGCCCUCCAAGCAGACUGGGGGUGUUCUGACGCGGUUCCUGGAACAGCAUCUUCACUCCGAGAGGAUGAAGAUGCUCGGGCCUUUCACCAUGGGCAUUGGGAUUUUCAUCUUCAUCUGUGCCAACGCCAUUCUUCAUGAAAACAGGGACAGGGAAACAAAGAUAAUCCACAUGAGAGACAUGUACUCCACAGUCAUUGACGUCCAUCGCCUUAGGCAGAGAGAGCAAAAACAACACCAUCACCGCAAUAGCACCUAUGCAAGAGAAGCUGGGGAUCUUCGAGCCUUUGGAGCUGAAAACGCAGCACGACUGGCCAGCAACUCCCUCCUCGCAUUCUCCUCUCGGGCCGGAAGCGGAGGGUCCACAGAGGAGGAAGAGGUGCUAUUAGGGGACGAGGAGUUUCACAGACACAGGGGGCAGGCUAAGUUGGAUUGUGGCUUUGCGGGGCUGCUGGCGCCGCUCUACAAGGAUCGCCCCUUCUGCGGCCCAGGGCUGGGGUUCGCUCGCUCGGAUUCAGUGCGCCACCAGUGGUCAGUGGACGGAGAUGGGGAGAAAGGAGGACACCAUGCCCGCUCUAUUGUGUCCUCCUCUAUCUCUGCAUUUACUCUCCCUGUUAUAAAACUCAACAACUGCGUUAUUGACGAACCGGAGAUGGAGGCAAUUACUGAGGAGGACAGAGGAGGAAGCAGAACAGACAGAGAAAGGUCACAGCCUCUGAGCUCGAUGGAGUCUCUGGUGAUUCCUGUAGCAUCCGUUGCCAAGGCCUCCAAACCACCGAGCUUACACCGGAGUCACUCCGCCUCCUCCUCUCACUGCUCCUCUGUCUCCUCUUGUUCCCUAUCCCCUGCUCCCUCCUCUACCUCAGGCUGCUGGCUCUCCCCAGGAGCAGCAAGGAGCGACUUUGGCUCCAACUCUUCUCUGCACAUACUCAGCAGCCACUCCAAGUCUCUGGACCUGGAGCGCGGGCCGAGCAUGCUCAGCGUGCACCCGGAGCAGCGGAAGCACCCCAGCUGGCCGCGCCUCGAUCGUAGCAACAGCAGCCGCAGUAAUGGUGGCAACCGGGGCAGCAGUAAAGGCUACAUGCGGCUGGAGGACAGGGAAGAGCAAGGGGAGCGGCUGUUAGAGGUGUCACCGUCUCUGACAGUGACGCGCGACUACAGUAAGCGGGAGAAGCUGCUAAUGAUAUCUAGGUCGCACAAUAAUCUGAGCUUUGAGCAUGACGAGUUUAACAGCAGCACACUGAAGAGAGGGAGCUCUGAGACUCGAUUCUGAAGACCCUUAACUAAAGGUUAAAGACACUUCUAUCCUGUUCUGUAGAUUACUCUCCAGACAGUAGUGACAGAGUGUACAGUGCGUUUGCGGCACACAAACUGUUGAGUUUAACAGCUGCACCCUGGAGAGAGGAAACUCGAACGUGGUUUCAAAGACACUUCACUGAGCAUCAGGCUGGAGAGUAGUCAAUAAUGGACAUUGUUCAUGCCUCAUGUCAGUAAGACACUAGAUGCCGACUGUACCAGAGGUGCUGUAGCUGAGCCUGACCUGUGACCUCUGUGGAGGGAGGGAAAUGAAAAGAGAAGUUAAUCAUCUGUCUACUUUAUACAGACAUAGUUCUAAUAAAGUUUUAAGAGGAUCUCAACCCUGAGACAAUG